Messenger RNA from Thamnophis sirtalis, 352 nucleotides. Lineage: Eukaryota; Metazoa; Chordata; Lepidosauria; Squamata; Natricidae. The record is from RefSeq and is a predicted model, not a curated record.
GGUAUGAAUAUUUGGGAAAUUCCUCCAAAUGGGCAAGGAAUCACAACUUUAUUAGCCCUGAAUAUUUUAGAAAAUUUCAAUGUCAAAGAUCUGGACCAUAAUUCUACUCAUUACUUGCACAUUUUAAUUGAAGCAUUCAAGCUGAGCUUUACUGAUAGUUUUUGGUUUUGUGCUGAUCCGGAAAAAGGAACAGUGCCUACAGCACAGCUCCUUUCUAAAUCUUAUGCCAGAGACCGUUCACAUUUGAUCAAGUUACACAGAUAGAUUGGGAGUAUCUACACUUGGAAAACCUGAGAAUAAUUUUUCAUAAGAAAAUAAUUCUUCAUAGAAGUUGCAGAGUUGGCAUGGGAAA